Molecule: messenger RNA, 2435 nt
Organism: Hyla sarda
Lineage: Eukaryota; Metazoa; Chordata; Amphibia; Anura; Hylidae
Gene: TPD52L1
Product: TPD52 like 1
Exons: 8
Coding region: 136-768 (210 amino acids)
Biological process (GO): positive regulation of apoptotic signaling pathway; positive regulation of MAP kinase activity
Cellular component (GO): cytoplasm
Source: RefSeq, a predicted model, not a curated record
UGGGAGGGAGAACACUGGCAGCUCACUCUUAAUAUUCAGACAUCCCUGCCUAGUACUGAGAUACAAUAGCAAGUCUCAGCUCUGGUUUAUAUGUGUGCUUCCUCACAUACGGCUUGAGGCGCAUACAAACCCAGCAUGGAAAACAAGCGGCAGCCAGAGCUCUUGGAUACUCAGCCAUUACAGGAGACAGAUGAGGAACUCGUAGCUGACAUUGACUAUACAGAAAUAAUAUCUGAGGAAGAGAAAGAAGAGCUAAAGAAUGAACUAGUCAAGCUGGAAGAUGAAAUUGUAACUCUACGUCAGGUUUUAGCGGCCAAAGAGAAGCACCUGGCAGAGAUAAAGCAUAAGCUGGGAGUCAGCAUGAUGAAUGAGCUGAAGCAGAACUUCAGUCGCAGCUGGCAUGAUGUGCAGACCCAUUCCGCGUACAAGAAGACACAAGAAACCUUAAGUCAAGCUGGGAGCAAAGCUUCUGCUGCAAUAACAAAUGUGGGAAGUGCCAUUGGCAAGAAAUUGGGAGAUAUGAGAUCGCACUCUAUUAGCUACUCAAUUCGUCACUCUAUAAGUAUGCCAGCAAUGAGGAAUUCUCCUACAUUCAAGUCCUUUGAAGAGCGUGUUGAGAAUACAGUGUCAACACUGAAGGCAAAAGUAGGAGGUACAAAUCAAACCCAAGGAAGCUUUGAAGAGGUGCUGAGUUCUACUGCCAAUGCCAGUGCCCAGAGCUCUCUAGCUGGAAACCUUCUGCCUGAAGCUGAGGAGGAGAUACAGUGAUGGAACCUACCGAAAAGAAAGAGCUGCUCAGUCAUAACACAUCGCCUCAUGCAGAGUAACAUGUCAUGAAACUGUUUAUGUCAGACAGCAAGUGUUUUCGUUUUAUUACAAUUAAGGUAUAAUGGUGUUUGCUUUGUUAUGAACCAAAUUAACAUGUCAAACCUUGGAGCUGCUAUUUAAGUUUGAAACUUGUAAAAUAACUAUCAGUGAUCACUCCCUUCCAGAUGUCCCCCAGUAUUGGAUAUUUGUCAUGCGCAAUGGUUUUUGAUCUGAAACCAUUGAAACAGAGUACAGUAUUACAUUAUAGGAACCUGAGUAAAUACAUAUGUUUUUGAGUCAUUAAAAGCAUUGUUAGGGUUAUUCAAAGCCCAUAGCACCCAUGUUCACACGUAACUGCCUUAUUAGUAUUGCAGUCCACCAUAUGGUUAGUAUUAGGGGUCUGCUUCCAAUACGGCUGCACAGGGUACAUUACUCAGCCCUAGUAAAGAAGGUAGCAGAAAUGCUCUCCUGAGCUCGUUUUCAUGUACUGUACUGUACUACCCUCCACUCAAGCUGAUAAACAAGCUUCUGUGACCGCUGUGAUUGCAACUCUGUGAAGAGAAGAAGUAAUUGCUUCCUCCUCCAUGUUGUCCACAUUGUCUUGUUGGGAGCCAUCAUAGGCAUUGGAUUAUAGUUGUUCAGAGCUGGGGAACAUGGUUUCGAUUCUGAACUUCAAAGAUGGGUUAUUUCUGAGCAGAACUCUGCGCUAAAUGUGAAAGGAGGUGGGGAAGAGGUUAUGAGUUUUGGACACUCAACCUUAUAUAGAGAACAGGUUUCCAUCAAUCCCAUAUUUAUAUAUCUCUGUCUCAUACCUACCUCAAUCUAUGAACAUGUAUCUAUCUUAUUUAUUUCACAUCUAUUUUAUAUCUACCCAUCUAUCUCUUAUCUAUUUCAUAUCUGUUUAGAUCAUCUAUUUAAUUUCUCUCUCUCAUAACUAGGUUAUCUCAUAUUUAUCUAUCAACCCCAUAUCCUAUAUAUGGAUCUAUCAGUCUUAUACCCAUUCAUAUCAUCAUAUAUAUUAUAUAUAUGCAUUUUCCAAUCUCUAGCCAUAAUCUACUGAUCUCAUUUACUGUAUGUUUCACAUUCCUUCGUAUCCCAUACUUAUUUACCUCUGUUUCUAUCCGAUACUGAUCUCAAGUCUAUCACACAUAUUAAGCUAGUUAUUGAGCGCAUACUUAUUUUUCUAUUAAAUUUAUAUCUAUCUAUCUAUCUGGCUUUCUCAUAUCUAAUACUUCUCUAGCUCAUAUGUACCUAAUACUUAUCUAUCAACAGUCAUAAGGAAAAGAAAAUUCAUCCUCUUUGUAUUCUAUGGUUUUAUGUACUCUGACAUGUCACUAUUGGUUUAACAAAAACUAGGCCAAGAUGCAGUGUGUAAAAAAUUAAGCACACCCUGUUUCCAUAGGAUCUAAGAGGUUAAUCUAUUUUUGUUAAAACAUGACACAGUGGACUCUAAGGUUGUAUUUGCCUGGAUUAAAAGACCAUCUAAGGACCAGAUUUUUUUUUUUUUUUUUUUUAAAUCAUGUCCUGAUAUGUAAGACCAUCUAAAAUCUCAAGAGGUUUUAUUUUCUUUGCCUCAUGACUAUCUCAUCCAGUAUCUGUCUAUGAUCAAUCUAACUUCCCAAAUCUAA